CAUCCAUGUCUUCGUUAUUUGACGAGUUAAUCGUUCGUAGCUACUCGAGGUCGAUAUUCUUAUCGAUAUUCAAGUAAUUCGAUGUUUGAAACUUUGUUGCAGUGUAAUCAUGGCAUCAGAGCGGUACAGCUUCUCAUUAACAACUUUCAGCCCUUCGGGCAAAUUGGUGCAGAUCGAAUACGCCCUAGCGGCAGUGGCAGCCGGUGCUCCGUCUGUAGGAAUUAAAGCAUCAAAUGGAGUUGUUCUUGCUACUGAGAACAAACACAAGUCAAUUCUCUAUGAGGAACAUAGUGUCAAUAAGGUUGAACUCAUAACAAAGCACAUUGGUAUGGUGUACAGUGGUAUGGGUCCAGAUUAUCGACUGUUAGUGAAACGUGCAAGAAAGAUGGCUCAGCAGUAUCAGCUUAUAUAUCAAGAACCUAUUCCAACUGCACAGUUGGUCCAGAGAGUUGCUAUGGUCAUGCAGGAGUAUACACAAUCUGGUGGUGUUCGUCCUUUUGGUGUGUCCCUUCUGAUUUGUGGCUGGGAUGAAAACCGUCCGUACCUCUUCCAGUGUGACCCCUCAGGAGCAUAUUUUGCUUGGAAAGCAACAGCAAUGGGGAAGAAUUUUAUUAAUGGGAAAACAUUCCUUGAAAAAAGAUACAGUGAAGACCUCGAACUUGAUGAUGCAGUCCACACCGCUAUAUUAACACUGAAGGAAGGAUUUGAAGGACAGAUGACAGCUGAUAACAUUGAAGUUGGAAUUUGUGACGCUGAGGGAUUUAGGCGGCUUGAUCCAUCAACUAUUAAGGAUUAUCUUGCAAAUAUCCCAUAAUUUUAUGGAACAAUAAGUUGUUGAAUGUGUUGUGUGAAAAUGUUACGGUGGGAUGUGCCCUGUUGUCAUAAUAAAACACUUUUAUACAAGUGA
Molecule: messenger RNA, 907 nt
Organism: Schistocerca cancellata (South American locust)
Lineage: Eukaryota; Metazoa; Arthropoda; Insecta; Orthoptera; Acrididae
Gene: Prosalpha2
Product: proteasome subunit alpha type-2
Exons: 6
Coding region: 110-814 (234 amino acids)
Biological process (GO): ubiquitin-dependent protein catabolic process
Cellular component (GO): proteasome core complex, alpha-subunit complex; proteasome core complex
Source: RefSeq, a predicted model, not a curated record